Molecule: messenger RNA, 940 nt
Organism: Passer domesticus (house sparrow)
Lineage: Eukaryota; Metazoa; Chordata; Aves; Passeriformes; Passeridae
Gene: PDX1
Product: pancreatic and duodenal homeobox 1
Exons: 2
Coding region: 76-861 (261 amino acids)
Biological process (GO): regulation of transcription by RNA polymerase II; type B pancreatic cell differentiation
Cellular component (GO): nucleus
Molecular function (GO): RNA polymerase II cis-regulatory region sequence-specific DNA binding; DNA-binding transcription factor activity, RNA polymerase II-specific
Source: RefSeq, a predicted model, not a curated record
AGGCAUCCCGGGCUCCGCCAGCGGGAGCAGCCUUAUGUGUCCCUAAGCUGCGAAGCCCCCUCGGCCCCGCUCGCCAUGAACACCGAGGAGCAGUAUUACGCCUCGGCGCAGCUCUACAAGGAGUCGUGUGCGUUUCAGAGAGCCCAAGCGCAGGACUACAACCCCAGCCCCCCCGCCUGCCUGUACAUGGGCAGGCAGCAGCAGACUCCUUAUUCCGGCGCCUUGGGGGCUCUCGAGCAAGGCAGCCCUCCAGACAUUUCACCUUACGAGGUGCCCCCCAUCGCUGAGGAUGCCGGGGUCUCCCACCUUCAUCACCAUCACCACCACCACCCUCAUCUUCCUCCUCCCCACCAGGACGCGCUGCCUUUCGCAGACGGGGCGGACACGGGGGCUAUAGAGGAGCCCCGAGUGCAGGUGCCUUUCGCCUGGAUGAAGUCCACCAAAUCGCACGCCUGGAAGGGACAGUGGACCGGUGGAUCCUACAUGGUGGAACCGGAGGAGAACAAGCGGACGAGGACGGCGUACACGCGGGCGCAGCUGCUGGAGCUGGAGAAGGAGUUUCUCUUCAACAAGUACAUCUCCAGGCCGCGGCGGGUGGAGCUGGCUGUCAUGUUGAACUUGACCGAGAGGCACAUCAAGAUCUGGUUCCAGAACCGGCGCAUGAAGUGGAAGAAAGAAGAAGACAAAAAGCGAGGGGCGGGCAACAGCAACGACCCCGAGCAAGACUGCGUGGUGUCCUCUGGGGAGCUCCAGCCCAAGGAGGAUCUCCAGCCAUGUCCCGCCGGGAGCCUUCCCUCGGGAGCCUCCAGGGACCUCCUCGCCCCCAGCCUAGUCCCCAGAAGGCAGCAGGACUCCCGGUGAGCCGCGGGGAGCUCCAGGCCCGGGACGAGGAAAAGGAUGGGACAUGGAAAAGAGCCGAGAGGCUGGCGCCAGCUUCUCU